CGUCACUCCGUCAUUGGUGGAGGGACUCGGAGGGGCGGGGCUAGUCAAAUAGGCCAAGUCAGGUGCGUUUUUGAGGCACACGUGCGUCAGAUGGAGGAGUUACCAUGUUUGUAAAAGCACAUUAAAGCAGCGUGUCAGCUGACCCCAGGAUGAAAACACAGGUUUAAAAUCCUCCUUCACAGAGAGAGCUCAGGUUUAACAGUCGGACCAGGUCAGAAAUAAAGCUCCGGGACCAUAAAUAACUCCAAGCUGCAUGAGAGAGAAGGCUCUUCAGGCCAGAUCUGAGCUGCACCAGUGAAGAAGACGAGCACGGGCAGAGGGAGUGCAUUCCACAGUUUGGGUGCAGCAGAGCUGUGAUUGGCUGAACCCUUUUCAGGUGAAUCAUGAUCAGGAGGUCUUUAGACCAGGAACCCAUCCUUCAUCCUGACCCGCCCAUCAGACUUAGCCCUGCCUUCCCCGUCUCGGUUAGCCUUUCAGCCGAGCCCCAGCUGGCUAAGACCCACCCCCCCAGCCACCCUAAAAAUGGUCUCCAGCCCCCCUCCAUCAGCCAGCCCCUCCUCCCAGACGCACCUCCACCUGCUCAUAGAGGCGGGAAGAGACGUUACUCAGUUGGUAUCAAUGUCAGGGGUGUGGCCAAACGGCGACGCCGUGCCAAAAGUGAGAGCCAGGCGGAGCCAUUGCUGCCAAGUCACUUCCUGUUGGGGGGGAACAUCUUCGACCCACUGAACCUGAACUCACUGCUGGAUGAAGAUGUGAACAGGAACACCAACCAGGAGACUCCAAAGGACUCGCCCCUGCCGUCACGCAGCAGAGACCCUGUAGAGAUCCUGGUGCCUCGUGACAUCACUGACCCUUUGAACCUGAAGGGAGGAGCUGAGGUAGGGGGGGCAGCAGGAGUCCUGUUGUCCCCCCUGAAGUCCAGGAGGAGACACAGGUACAGACACCAUGGAGGAGGAGAGAAGGAGGCGCUCCCUGCCAGACUGUUCCUGCCCACAGCUGGAUUCUCAGGGGGCAGUGUUUCAGCAUCUCCUCUCACCUGUGAACUCAACACCACCAUCACCUGUCGAGAAGACGUGGCCCCGCCUCCUGUCCUACCCCGGAGACACACCCACCCACCACCUGGCCCAACCCACAAACCUGCGAACCAGCGACGACGAAGACGUACCACCUCUGCCAAAUCAGCUGAUGGUGCAACAGACUUUGUCACCACGGCAACCACAUCUCUGCCGACCAAGUUUCAGACACCGCUAGUGGGAGGGGCUAAAGCUGUCAGGUGUGCAGGAUCUCACCUGGGCUCUGUUCGGACACCAGGGGAGAAGACAAAGGACAGGCACCGGUACCAGUACGGUAACCACUGCAGUUUCUAUGGUUACCAUGGUUUCUAUGGUGACCAGUAUGAAGGGCGAGUCGGUGCAGAGGAGGACCUGAGGCCCCACCUCCUUGAAGCUGAUUGGUUCAGAGACAAGAGGGUGCUAGACAUCGGCUGUGGCACUGGUCACCUGACUCUGACCAUUGCUCGAAGGUUCAACCCCACCCACAUACUGGGGGUGGAGCUACAUGACCGACUGGUGCACGCAGCAAGGCAGAACAUUAGGCACUUCCUGUCACAUGACCUGGUUGUUGAGGACAGAGGGAGGAAAAAAAGGGAGGAAGUGAUGGAAGAGGUACAGCAGGCUCUCUCUCUCCCCCCCUUUCCCUUGUCCUUCAGGGUGAGUCGAGGUCCACUUGUGGCUCCACCCCUCUCCCUGCCUUCAUCCACCUCUUCUUCCAGGUUCCCCAACAACGUCACCUUCAUUCAGGGCAGUUAUGUGUCAGAGGGGGUAACCUGGCCUGGGCAGGGUCAGUAUGAUGUCAUCAUGUGUCUGGGUGUGACCAAGUGGGUACAGCUUCAGUCAGGUGAUGGAGGCGUGGCCAAACUGUUCAAAAGAGCCUAUCAGAGCCUUUCUCCAGGUGGAUUGUUCAUCCUUGAGCCACAACCAUGGAGGAGCUACAGUCACAGCAAGAAGGCCUCGGACACAACGUUUGGUCACUUUAGGACUCUGAAACUCAGACCUGAACAGUUCACAUCGUAUCUGACUGACAGCGUGGGCUUCAGCUCCUACAGACUGCUGACACGCACAGGUAACCAGCGGCCCAUCUACCUGUUCCACAAAGGCCCCACCCACAGGAAGUGAGGGGACAGGAGUGCUCCUCCUACUGAGAUUGUGAUUGGUCGAAAGACUAGAUGAGCAGUCACAUGACCGAUCUGACUGAACUGAGCAUGCUCGGUGUGACCAGCUGAUGAAACACAAGAGCAGCUGGAGCUGAAUCAGUCUUGUGAUGAAGACUCACACCUGUGGACAGGAAAUGAUUCAGUUUUCAAAAUAAAAGUGUUUUUUCUGAAUAAAAUGAGCCAAUUUUC
This is a messenger RNA of Nothobranchius furzeri (turquoise killifish), 2401 nucleotides long. It is a transcript of the gene mepceb, whose product is annotated as methylphosphate capping enzyme b. Lineage: Eukaryota; Metazoa; Chordata; Actinopteri; Cyprinodontiformes; Nothobranchiidae. Gene Ontology annotation, molecular function: RNA methyltransferase activity; O-methyltransferase activity; snRNA binding. Gene Ontology annotation, biological process: snRNA modification. The record is from RefSeq and is a predicted model, not a curated record.